AUGAACUCGAUCAGGGUUGUGCUAGCUGUGGUGGUGACAAAGGGAUACGUCACUGAGCAGCUGGACGUAGACACGGCGUUCUUGAACAGUGAUCUCAAGGAAGAGGUGUACAUGGAAGUGCCAAAUGGCAUAGCUAAUGCGGAGAAGAUGAUGUGCAAGUUGGACAAGGAAAUCUACGGUCUCAAGCAGGCUGCAAGUGCGUGGAACAAGACAAUCCAUGCUGUAUUCUUACAGAUCGGAUUUCGUAGCAGCGGAGCAGAUCAGUGUAUCUACGUCAAGCAUCGAGAUGACAACUAUGUCUAUGUUUGUCUCUACGUCGACGACAUGAUCAUCGCCGCCAAGACCAGCAGGGAGAUUCAAGAGGUCAAGACAGCACUCAAGAGCUCAUUUCGUAUGAAGGAGCUAGGCAAGGCUAAAUUUAUUCUUGGCGUGGAGAUUGAUCAUGACCACAACUGCAGUAAGCUGAUGAUUCGACAGACUCGAUACAUCGAUGAUGUGGCCAGCCGUUUUAAUCAAGAGGACGCAAAGGCAGUGGUCAACCCAUGCGAGUCCGGCCUGAAGCUGUCAGAGAAGCAAUCCCCAACGACGGAUGUCGAUAGAGCAUAA
Peronospora matthiolae is the source of this 606-nucleotide messenger RNA. NCBI's taxonomy places the organism in Eukaryota, Oomycota, Peronosporomycetes, Peronosporales, Peronosporaceae. The record is from the annotation of a GenBank genome assembly.